AUGAGGAAGAAUUCGUCGCCGCUUAUUCUGAUGGAAGGAACACUUGAAAAAUUAAAAGAACGAGAAUUUCCGUGGAUUUUUUCUGGCAAAAAAUUUUCCACAACAUGGGUGCUUCGUUAUUAUGUGCUCCGACAUGCGGACAUUUCUGAUAAUGAAGCGUUUUUAUUGGAACAACAUGAAAACUGUACGCCUUUCUCAAAAGUUCAUAAGUCAUUGGAUUUGCGAUGUGUUCUGCAGAUUGACACGAAUAUUUCCUUAAAAGUUGGUAACCAGAAUUGGGUUCUCGCAAUUCAUUACAAAGCAAGGCAUAGUGGAAGAUUGAAGGUUCUGUACUUAGCUGCUCACAGCGAAACAGAGAUGAAUAUGUGGAUCAUGAAAUUAAGCUAUGCUUGUAAACUCCAAAAGCAAGAUGUUGGUGAACGUCAGUUGGUCCCAGAUAAAAGCGCAAAUAAAUUCCCGUUUAUUACAGAUUGUAUGAAUAAUCAUUGCUUCACUGAUAGUUCUGCGGUAGAAUCGCCCAUAAUGUCAAAUGUUAUCACUAAUAAUACCAACUGUAUAGAUUCCGUGACCACUCAUGCUUAUAUACGUUUAAAAGACUGCUCUUCAACGCCUUCAUUAGAUGAUAGUUCAGCAUCUUUAAGCUCAAGCAUCGCGAGUUCAUCUACCUUAUCUGAAAAUUUUCCAUUCAAGAAUUCGUUUUUGAUUCCUCCUCCCAUACCACCCAAGCCAAGCCAUAGUUCACGUAUGCUGAAAGGCGGAAAACAAGUUUUCGAAUCAGGUAGAUGUGUUUUGGAUCAACCACUCACUCCUGCUGAUGGUCACGAGAUUCUCAGCAUAAAAGAGGAAGAGUGGAGUAACGAAACAGUUCGUCCAAGUACAGUUGGCUCGAUCGAUGCAGAGGAGACUUUUCUAUCAUUUGAUUCUUCAUUAAUAUCUUCCGUUUCUAAUUCAACUGCUCCUAAGCCACUUCCACGUCGUCAUAACUUUCAUAACGUUCCUCCUGAGGUAGACCGAUCUUGUAAGCCGAUUGGAAUCAGAUAUAUCGCUGUAAAUACUAAUCAGGAAAGAUCCGGUACUGAUAACUGGAAAAAAGAGAUAUUUGCGGCGUCGUCACGAUUAUUACCAACUAUUUCUUCACAUCAACAGUCUUUGCAUGCUGUAGUAUUACGGAAUAAACAAAUUCCAAUUGGUCAAGAAGCUUUGUACGAUAAUGAAUCAAUGAGAAGGAGGAAUGGCGCGCUGGAUUAUCUUGACCCUAUGAGGGAGCCAUUAGCGCAAUCACAGUCUUUUAUUAAAUCUUCGCAGCGGCCAAAAAUUUCCUGUGCUACUGAGUAUACACAGAUUGAUGAAGAAAGCACAAAGGCAGUUUUAAAAGCCAAUGUACGACAAGAUGAGAUGCGGCGUAAUGGUUUUUCAGUUUGA
Cercopithifilaria johnstoni is the source of this 1422-nucleotide messenger RNA. The record is from the annotation of a GenBank genome assembly. Lineage: Eukaryota; Metazoa; Nematoda; Chromadorea; Rhabditida; Onchocercidae.